UCAGUCGAGAUCGCUGGGAAAAAAAAAACCAACCCGAGAGCGCAGUGCCAAACUGCAAAACAUUCAAACGCAUGAAGAAGUUCAGAUAAGCAGACGCGGGUUCUGCUUCUUCCAGCUUUGUUUUCCAUGCAUCUGUCCGCGAACUUCUGCCGUCUCUUCUCAGACACUUGAAAGAUCCCGCAUUGGCGUUGCCCGGCAUGCUGCUGCGGCGGCUCUCCCCAUGGCUCUGGCUCUGGCUCGUCCCGGUAUUUGGACAGCACGGGGUCUCGCCCGAGGGCUGCAGAGGUGCCCACUGCUACAGUUCGACGGAGGCGGACGACUCCCGGCCGUGCCAAGGCACCCACUGCCCGGCGCGCUCAGCCAGACCGGUGCGGCCGCUGAGCUCAGGAGUUCAGGGCAGGAACACGCACUUCUUCCCGAGUCAGCACAAUGGACAGCACGGUUUUCAUUCCAGAAGCAGCGUUGAUCCCAACGCCGUUUUGCACCCACAAGCGGGAAUUCUCACCGGCUCAAGUGGUAGCCACACAGCCAAACACCCGGUGGCCGCGUGCAGCGGAGCGGAUUGUGGCGCAGCAGUCAGACAGGCCGCCAACGAGACCAGGGACUGUCGGGGCAUCGAGUGUAAACUGCCUCUGAAGAUCCGGCUGAAGCCCCGGCCACGACCACACCCGUGUUUUGGAGAGGGAUGUCCCACUGAUGCCCUGCAGCCGCAGCCCACUUUGGUCCACCUGCCGGACAGGGCUGCUCAGUUUCUCGGAGAGAUCCCAGACUUUGGGUAUCCGCCAGUCGAGCUCGGAGGCGCCUCUGUCGGAGUGCAGCUUACGUGUGACAUUAAACCGGGUGAAAAUGAAGUUCCUUCUGAAGAUGCUUUAAUACUUCAGCUCCAGCUCGCCAAAGGGCAGGAGAAGUUUGUUGAGGCCCUCAAGAGCCAGCAGAAGGUGAUAACCGAUCUGCAGCAGAAGCUGGCCCAGCAACAAAGUGCCCUGAUCAGCCAACAAAGAGAAAUCUUGGAACAGCAGAGGAAAAUGUAUGAGCAGAUGGACCUGGUCAAAGUGCAGUACGGCAUGCUUUUCGAGGCAGUCAAGCAGAUGUCCUUCCAAAGCUUGCAGGGGGACAUCCAGAGUUACAUUGAAAGCCACCUGCAGGGCCUCCAAAACCAAGUGCGGAGUCACCUGCAGAAGUCCUACGCCGUGCAUAAGGUGGAUGUGGAUGCCAAGGUGAUUGACGUAGGAGAGCCUCUGCUAGAAUGCGGAUCCUGUGCUCGCGACCAGUAUUGUAACUUCCAGAACAAUCCACCCCAUUGUGAGAAAUGCACCCUGUGCCCACCUGGCUUUUUUCUGGUGUCUGAGUGCUCACAGAAUGCUGACCGCAUCUGCCAGGACAAAGAUGAGUGCAUGGAACUGCCGAGCAUAUGUGGUGAACGAGUCAAGUGCAUGAACACACCAGGGGGCUUCAGGUGCUUGGGAGUUUCCGAAAGAGACGCCUCAGCAGGAGUUUGUGGCCAUGCCUAUUUCUUCAAUAGGGAACUGCAGGAAUGUCAAGCAUGCUCCGAGUGUCCAGGAGAGUCGGUCUCUUUUCCUUGCACAGCAGCAAGUGAUACAGUCUGCUCCGCCUCUUCGGAAAACAAGCUUUCGGAAUCGUGGACAGGUCUUGUGAUCGUACCUACCGCCAAGUCCUUUUCCCAUUCUAUCUACCCAGGGAUGGUCCUAAAUAUCAAGGGGAAAACCCAGUCAGAUCUUCUUUUGAGUGAUGAUGGGCGCCUCCUAUUCCAACAACAUGGUCUCAUUUGGACUGACUACAAUUUCGCCUUGAAGCACAACUGCCGAAAUUUCCUUCAACUCUCCCUCAGGCUCAACGACAGUGAAGAAGGCCAAGAAAUAAGUGGCAUUCGCAUCGAACAGCCCGAAAGGAAGUACUUUCAGAGCAUCAGUUUAAGUGCCACCGCCGAGGUGGAGCCCAACUAUACUCUGUCGCUGUUCCUGAAGAGUCCCAAUCAGUACUGUAAUCAGAGCAAAGACUUUAAUACGUAUGACCUCAGCUCCCCCUUUAGCCUUUUUUGGCUGUCUCAUGACACGGGGGCGGUGGCAAUGACGGCACAGAUAUCGAUGUCCAUGCAGUAUCAGACUAAUUAUCGACCGGCCUUUAAAAUAAUUUCUGUAUCCGAUCCCUACAUGAUAAGCUUGUCACAUGAUGGCAGAGGAGUUAAGUUUACGGAGAGUGGGGUGGUGAAGUUUGUCUUUCAGCAGGCGUUGUAUUCCAUGGGGCACACCUGUGUCCGGGAAGGCUAUUCCCUGGUUGCUUAUGUCAAUAGAAAUGGAACAAACGAAGAGUUGAUGCACGUAUUCAAGUCCGGAGUGAACUACAGAGACACGUCAAUCUCCUUGUCUGGCGCGGCCAAGGUAAACGCAGGAGAGAUGAUGAACUUUGAGAUCUUGUCUCCCUCACAGUGCAACAUCAGGUAUUUCGGUGACAACUCCGGGAUUAGCAUGUUAAGUCUCAUCUGGAUUCCUUCAGCAGUUUCGAGUGCUCUCUCGGCGACCGUCUCGCGUGACGGACUACCAACAGGAGCGGUGAGAAAUAAAGCACUCCACUUCUAUCAAGCUUCUUCCCACGAGAAACAGAUUCAGCUGGUGAGUUCGGGACAAUUUGCGCAGAAGUAUUUCGUUUUCCGGGAAAGCGGGACGGCAAGCGUUGCCUUUAAUCUGAAGCUCAUUCAUUCCUGCAACAUCGUUAAGCUUACGUUGAAUCGCCUGAUGAGUGAUCAGCUGCAGCCAACAAGCAUAGCCCAGCAAAUCGGAGGUCACAUGCCCGAAGGGAGCCAAUGGACGAGCGUCAGCCUCCGCACUUCCUUUGACGUCCGCAACGGCACGAUGAUUUACAUUUCCCUGGACUGCGUGAGGGGGAGAAUCAACCAAAUUGCUCAUGAACGUGGCACCAACCUCUCUAUCCUUUGGCUUUCCUCUUGAGUUUUGGCACCCUUGUGUUAAAGUAAAGUCAUUCUGUUUGCACGUUGAUGCCCUGGAGAUCUCAAUUUGGUGUUAGGAGAAAAGAGAGCACAGAUACAACAAAAAGGCAGUGGAGUUGAUCUUCCCAGGAAUUUUGUUUUCUCCAAAAGGUGUUUAGGUCAUAAGGCAGUUUCUUGUGCAGAUCUGAACAUAAGUAAAUAGCAAUAAAAAAUCUCUGCGUUCUGUGUCACCUUGACGUCAACGCUCAGGGACAUAUGGGUACAAGAGGGUCUUUGGGCCUCAAAGACGGCCCCAUAAGGGGAACAGAACUCCAAAUGUGUUGAUAUGACAUGUAUGCGAUUAAUCACAUCCGUGCUUCACAUGUGUUUUAACAAGAUUGUGCUUUCUAAUGAGUACAAUACAUCAGCAUUAAUAAACGUUUAAUUGUGCGUCUCCUAAAAUGGAGGCCAACGUAC
Messenger RNA from Polypterus senegalus (gray bichir), 3421 nucleotides. RefSeq lists its product as uncharacterized. The record is from RefSeq and is a predicted model, not a curated record. Bases 198 to 2966 code for a protein of 922 amino acids. The transcript is spliced from 5 exons. Gene Ontology annotation, molecular function: calcium ion binding; protein binding. NCBI's taxonomy places the organism in Eukaryota, Metazoa, Chordata, Cladistia, Polypteriformes, Polypteridae.